ACCUGCACCUCCUCCGACUGCCUCCACCGCCACCUCCUCUUCUUCCCUUCUCCACCUCCUCGAUCGUUCCCACCCUAUCCCCACCUCCAAGGUUCAACGCAUCGGUCUUUCCCCCUAUUGGAAGUCGAAGUCAAGCUCCGCCUCCAGGACGCCUCCGCCCACCGUCAAUUAACCACCAUCCUUUCUCCUUUCCUCUCCAGAACCCUCCACCAAGAAAACCUCUUCUUCGACACCCCAACAAAUACCCUUUCCUCCCAACUCUCCGUUCUUCGCCUCCGCUUCCUCAACAAUGACACCCGCUGCAUCGUUUCCCUCAAAUCCAGACCUAUUCUGGUAGAUGGUGUCAGUCGCGUGGAGGAAGAUGAAGAGGACCUAGAUCCGUGUGCUGCACGCGCUUGCGUGGAUGACCCGGCAAAUUUGGCUAUGAUUGAGUCGAGGAUUUUGAUGAGGGUUAAAGAGGAGUUUGGGGUUGGGGAAGAAAUGGGAUUUGUUUGUUUAGGUGGGUUUGAGAAUAAAAGAGAGGUUUUUGAUUGGAAAAAUCUGAAGCUGGAAUUGGAUGAGACUAAGUAUGAAUUUGGGACAUGCUACGAGAUCGAAUGUGAAAGUGAGGAUCCUGAUGGGGUUAAGAAAUUGCUUGAGGAGUUUUUGAAGGAAAAUGGGGUUGCUUAUUCGUACUCUAAGAUGACAAAGUUUGCUGUUUUUAGGUCUGGGAAGCUGCCUUAGCAAAGUGAGUUUGAGAAACUAUGCAGUGACACCUGAGACUUACUGUUUUCCUUAAGAACUUCGUCUGUGAACCUAUCUGAUUUCUCUUCUUUCUUUCCUUGUCUGGAUCUGUGGUGAGGACAAGUUGGUUGGUGUUAAUUACUUGACUUUUCAUGAUGAGAAGGGAAUGAUCUUGAAUAGUUCUUAUGUUGGAAUAAAAAAAUACAGGGCUAUAAGACAAAUAAGCGAGCUUGUAUGCUGUAUUAAUUGAAAUGUAAUGUGUGAAUUUUAAUUAAAUUGCAACUAUGUUCUUCA
Molecule: messenger RNA, 1017 nt
Organism: Hibiscus syriacus
Lineage: Eukaryota; Viridiplantae; Streptophyta; Magnoliopsida; Malvales; Malvaceae
Product: triphosphate tunnel metalloenzyme 3-like
Exons: 2
Source: RefSeq, a predicted model, not a curated record